Messenger RNA from Perkinsus marinus ATCC 50983, 351 nucleotides. RefSeq lists its product as hypothetical. Bases 1 to 351 code for a protein of 116 amino acids. Lineage: Eukaryota; Perkinsozoa; Perkinsida; Perkinsidae. The transcript has 3 exons. The record is from RefSeq and is a predicted model, not a curated record.
AUGCCGGGUGAAGGCAACCCUUGGGAAGACCUGUGCGAGUGGGUUCGCAGUCAAGGAGGAAGUCUGGCUAAUGCGCUGGGGAAUCUGAAUAAUCAGGGUACAUACAGCGACAUUGGCUCUGGCGAGAGCGAUGCCUUACAGACUACAACCACUUCUUCAUCUCUCCUGCCAGUAUCGCCGUUUGGGAUAUUCCUCAUGGCCCUAUUGUUCAUUUGGGGGUACCUCUACCUUCAGGGGAGAAGGAAUCGUGCGCUCACUGAGAAGCCUCGGAAGUCGCGUCAUGAUACCGACCGCAAUGACAAGGAUGAUACUGGGGGUGGCCCCCCUCCCGCCACCGGGGGUGUGUAUUAG